This is a messenger RNA of Drosophila grimshawi, 912 nucleotides long. RefSeq lists its product as uncharacterized. The coding region runs from base 238 to 843 and encodes 201 amino acids. Lineage: Eukaryota; Metazoa; Arthropoda; Insecta; Diptera; Drosophilidae. The transcript has 2 exons. The record is from RefSeq and is a predicted model, not a curated record.
AGUGUAACAUCAGAUCUGUCAAGCUCAUGAACCCGGAGAACACUCCAGUCGACUGGAUUGUUAGGCACUUAAUGCGCGCACGGCUAAUAAUUUCUAACUAUCUAUUGAUAUACCAAUCUAAGUCAGCGUCCAAUAAUUAUCGCUUGAUUGUAAGGAAAUAUUCAAUUAGAUAUCUUUUCAAUAGCAUAUUCAACAGCCGGCUUGCCAAUCGGGGCGCCAUUCAAAAUUGAUUGCUAAAUGUGUGCGGUACGUGUUGAAAAGCAUUUGGGUUGCGAGACCCAAAGUCGCCGGUACCAGCUAUCUGUACUGUUGCUGCUUUUAGGUAUUUACCUGCACGGGGCAAAAGGCUCAGUUUUCCGCACAGACGCGACUCUGGCCGUGCCAACAGUCUGGCCUGACGCAACAGUUGAUGACUGCCACGAUGAAUAUAUGCUGGCUGGCAUAAAUGCCGCGAGCACCUUUGCCGCAGAAUACGAGCGGUGCGAGCUGACUGCGAACGAGACUCAGCUCGAUCUGUCCAUCGAUGAGACUCUCGAGAGACAACAAAUCGAAAUGGGUAGCAGAACGCUGUGUGGCAACUUCGAGCUGUGCGCUGAACUUGAUGACCAUUUUGAGUACAUUGAGUGUAUGAAGAAUAGUGGCAGUCAAAAUAUGGAUAUAAUCGUAGAGAUCAAUCACAAUGCAACUAGUGCACAUACUCGACUGCGGGAAGAUAUCGAUUCAGUGCAGCAGACGCUCGUACUGUGCACCCUCGAGGCACAGGUCGCUUAUGAAAGCAGCAUGCGUUUGGCCUUUGAAGAGUUACAAGUGUGUCGCAGCCAAGCCGACGACUAUCCGCGCUGACCACUUCUCUAAACUGAAUACACUACUACUACUAUAGAAAUAAAAUCAAUAUUUGAUUUUAGUGAAGCA